AUGGCGAAGCAACAGCCGUUCUGGCUUGGGUUUGUGAAUCAACCUCCUAAUUUUGGUGCAUCUGCCUCCAUGGCGGCCUGUUUCACCCACCCUCUUGAUCGAACCAAGUAUUGUAUGCAAGUCCUGUCCUCGAAGCAACCAAUGUUGAAAGCACUGCAUACUUUUGCAGUCCGUGAUGGCAUUCGAUCCCUUUGGUCCGGUCUGUCAGCUUCAAUCCUCCGCCAGACGACAUAUUCCACCGCGCGGUUUGCAUUGUAUGACAUUCUUGCGCGCAACUGGCAGCUGCGAAACGGAGCAAAGGUCUCUGCAGGGUCCACCAUCGCGUGCGCCGGGAUAGCUGGCGGACUCGCGGGAAUGAUAGGAAAUCCAACAGAGAUAGUUCUCGUCCGGAUGUGUGCAGAUGGCGUGAAGGCACCGGCCCAAAAAUAUCUCUACCCGAACGCCAUUCGCGGGCUGAUCAGAAUUGGAAAAGAAGAAGGCUUGAGAACUUUCACAAAGGGCUUAGGACCAAAUGUUGUAAGGAGUAUCUUGAUGAAUGUUUCGCAGAUCGCCGUAUAUACGUCUGCAAAGAGGCAGAUUCUAUCCAAUAAAACACUCAAGGUUUCGGAUGGGGUUCCAGUCCAUAUUGCGGCUUCGUUGGCGGCGGGGACGGUUGCGACAACGCUUUGUGCACCAGCAGAUGUCCUAAAGAGCAGGUUGCAAAGCGCAGCUUCUGCGGGCAGAGAAGCUCGGGGACUCGUGAGAAUAUUCUUGAGCUCGUUAAAGAAUGAGGGGCCAGGAUUCCUGAUGAAGGGAUGGACACCAGCAUGGUUGAGACUGGCGCCCAACACAAUCCUCAUGUUCCUGUUCAUGGAACAGUUGCAUCGGUUGGUCGCUGCGAAGACUCUUUGACAUUGGAGGUCAUCUCGAGUGAGUUUGGGGGUUCCAGGGUUCUGGUCUUUCCAAGGGAAAAAAGGUGGCUCCAGGGGGCAAAGGAUACAGAGAGUUAUAGAAUACGGUACAUUCAGGAAAUGGGGACACAAGAACGUGUCGAUGAAGCUGGUAUUGUCGAGUCCUGCGUGCGCCUCGGCGGGGGAAAGGAGGCAUGAAGCGUCCCGGGAAGCCUCCGGAGGAAGCGGGAGACUUGAGAAAAUAGGAUACUAAGAACGAAUAGACUUUGUAGUAUAAGCCAGAUAUUUGAUUGAAUGCAACCCGCUUGAUGUCUCGCUGGCUGAUUUCUAG
Messenger RNA from Hyaloscypha bicolor E, 1221 nucleotides. Its product is annotated as mitochondrial dicarboxylate transporter. Gene Ontology annotation, cellular component: mitochondrial membrane. The record is from RefSeq and is a predicted model, not a curated record. Gene Ontology annotation, molecular function: malate transmembrane transporter activity; oxaloacetate transmembrane transporter activity; antiporter activity. The transcript has 10 exons. Bases 1 to 891 code for a protein of 296 amino acids. Gene Ontology annotation, biological process: thiosulfate transport; oxaloacetate transport; malate transmembrane transport. Lineage: Eukaryota; Fungi; Ascomycota; Leotiomycetes; Helotiales; Hyaloscyphaceae.